Messenger RNA from Penicillium cinerascens, 6126 nucleotides. RefSeq lists its product as uncharacterized. The transcript is spliced from 6 exons. Gene Ontology annotation, cellular component: nuclear pore cytoplasmic filaments; nuclear pore. Gene Ontology annotation, biological process: RNA export from nucleus; protein import into nucleus; post-transcriptional tethering of RNA polymerase II gene DNA at nuclear periphery. Lineage: Eukaryota; Fungi; Ascomycota; Eurotiomycetes; Eurotiales; Aspergillaceae. The record is from RefSeq and is a predicted model, not a curated record. Gene Ontology annotation, molecular function: structural constituent of nuclear pore. Bases 74 to 6079 code for a protein of 2001 amino acids.
CCUGACUCGGCUUUAAAACCUGCGCGCACCUCACUUCAUGCUUGCAUAGAAUCCUCAACUCCGACCCGACAACAUGUCUUUCGGUUUUGGAGGAUUCGGGCAGAACAACCAGAGCACCGGCUUCGGAGCGGGCUCUGGCUUCGGAGGCACCAACAAUACUGGCGGAGGCUUUGGCUCCUCAACCUCUGCAUUCGGCGGUGGAAACACCGGCGGCAGUUUGUUUGGCAGCAAUACCAACACCACAAACACCGCGUCUAGCAGCUUCGGCACCGGCGGAGGAUUCGGAGCCAAUACACAAAAUCAAUCUAAUACAAUGUUCGGCGGUCAAAAUCGUGCCGGCGGAUUCGGCACUACCAACAACUCUGGUGGAAGUCUUUUUGGAAGCAGCACAACUACUCCUUCUACCGGAUUCGGUACCGGUGCAGCCACCGGUGGAGGAUUCGGCACUGGAGGUGCAUUCGGCAACACCAACACCAACACCAACACCAACACCAGUGGAGGACUUUUCGGAGCCAAUAAGACUGGAGGGUUUGGAGCCACCAACACGGCCACCAGUGGUUUCGGUGGUGGUGCCACUAGUGGGUUUGGAGCCGGAGCAGGAACCACCGGCACGGGUACUGGCUUUGGCGGUGGUGGCACGGCCUUCCAAGGCGCCUUGCCUACUUGUGAAGGCACUGGCAGCACCCCGUUCAACCCUUGGACCGAGAAGGAUAGCAACACCAGUGCCACAAACCACUACCAGAGUAUCAGCUUCAUGCAGCCCUACAGCAAAUGGUCAUUUGAGGAACUGAGGCUCGCGGAUUACCAGCAAGGUCGUCGUUACGGCAACGGUAGUGGCCAGGCCGGAGGCUUCGGUUCCUCUGCCUUUGGUGCAACUAAUACUGGGUUCGGAGCGCAACAGAACCCCACCGGUACGGGCUUUGGAGCUAGCACUACUACGCCAUUUGGUGCAACCUCGACCCCAUCGGCUGGCUUCGGAAGCACUCCGACUGCUGGUGCCUUUGGCUCUACGCCUGCCAACAACAGCAACCCGUUGUUUGGCGGUUCCAAGCCUGCUGGCACCUCCUUGUUCGGAAACACUGGAAACGCCAACGCUUCAGGGGGUCUAUUUGGCGGUAGUAACACUGGAACUACCGGUGGAUUUGGAGCCAAUACCAACGUCGGAGGAACUGGAACUGGCGGUGCUUUCGGCGGCACAGGUAACACCGGCAACUCGCUAUUCGGCAACAACCAGCAACAAACCAAGCCCUUCGGUGCCGCAGGAACCACGGGCUCUACCUUCGGUGGAUUUGGUACCCAGCAACCCGCCACUUCCUCCACGCAAUUCGGCAACACCGCCGCCACAUCUACUCCAUUUGGCCAGCCGAAUCAAGGCACUACAGGAGGUGCUUUUGGUGGCGGUUUCGGUGCCCAGAACCAAACUCAAAACCAGGCUCAGAAGCCAGGUGGUUUAUUUGGCGGCAGCGGUGGCGGUUUUGGUACCAACACUCAGCAACAGAGUGGUGGCGGCUUGUUCGGUGGUAAUCAAACCCAAGCUGCUGGCACUGGCGGCGGCCUAUUUGGCAACGCGCAGAGUCAGCCUCAGCAGCAGGCUGGUGGUGGCUUGUUCGGUGGUACUCAAACCCAAGCUGCUGGCACUGGUGGUGGCCUCUUUGGCAAUACGCAGAAUCAGCAACAGCAAAAGCCUGGUGGACUUUUCGGCUCUAGCACUGGCGCCACUGGCGGCGCGUUCGGCGGCGGUUUUGGCAACACCCAAAACCAGCAGUCCGGUGGUGCAACUGGUGGUUUGUUUGGAAACUCUCAAACCCAACAGCAGCAGAAACCUGGCGGCCUCUUUGGCUCAGCUGGUACUGGCGGCGGUGGUCUAUUUGGCGGCACACAAGGUGUGUCUGCUCCAGGCGGAGGCUCUUCGCUCUUUGGCGGUGGUCAGUCUCAGCAGCAACAGCCCGCUGGGAACAGCUUGUUUGGUGCUUCGCAGCCUGCGCAGCAACAGUCCCAGCCUGUUCCUGGAAGCUUGAAUGCGUCUUUGCUUGAAGGCAACCCGUAUGGUAGUCAGUCUAUCUUCUCGGGUCUUCCGACCCCAAGUGCACCGUCCCCCGGUCCCUUGGCUACUCCUCUCUCUUCUAGCAUGAAGCAGAAGCAGCGAACCCCACUGCCUGUUUACAAGAUUACGCCCACUGCUGCCAACCGCCUUAUUACCCCUCCCAAGCGUCAAGGCUACGGAUUCUCUUACUCUACUUAUGCCUCGCCUUCCAGCGCUACCAGCACUCCAUCUGGGCUUAGCAACAGUCUUCUCGGAAGUGGCAGCCUCCGCGGAAGCGUCAAUGGCAGCUUUGGACGUAGCUUCAGCAAGAGCUACUCUACCAGCAACCUUCGCAAGACCUUCGAUCCCGAUUCGGACAGCAUCCUUGCUCCCGGGGCCAUGCAGAAUGGCAGUGGGCGUAGCAACGGCGGCAGCCUAAAACGUCUAACCAUCGACCGCAGCCUGCGCAACGAUCUCUUCAGUCGCCCCGCCAGCACCUCGCCUGCGACCAUCAUCAACGGAGAUGACUCGGCCCAUCCGGCUGAUAAGCUCAAGAAGAAGGUCAGCUUCGACUCGGCCCCGGCUGCCCCCCCAGUUUCCGGUGGUGAGGUUGUGCGUGUUGAAUCCAAGAGCCCCGAGCCUACCCCUGAGGAGCUUGGCUUCCUCCGCUCUACUCGUAAGAGUGGCAGCCUCAACGGCAUUGAUGGCAUGGCCAGUCGGUCGGAAAUGGAAUCCGCCGGCCGCGAUCUUGCCGUCGUUCCUGAGAAUGGUGAACCUAGCCCUCCUAGUUCUAGCCUCACGCGCGUCUCCUAUACUCAAGGCGAGGAUCCCAAGCCGGGCGACUACUGGAUGAAACCUUCCUUCGAUGAGCUCAGCAAAAUGAGCCGCGAGCAGCUGAAGCGCGUCGUGGACUUCACUGUCGGCCGUAAUAACUGUGGUGAGGUCACUUUCAACGGCCCUGUCGACCUUACCACUGUCGACCUGGACAACAUUUUCGGUAACAUUGUGGACAUCGCUUUGCGGAGAAUCACGGUCUACCCGGAGGAAGGUGUCAAGCCUCCCAUGGGCAAGGGGUUGAACGUUCCGUCUACUUUGCGCAUCCAGAACUCCUGGCCGCGCGGUAGAGGCGGGAAGGCCACAAACCCUCUUAACGGCGGCCCACUCUUUGAGAAGCACAUUGAGCGUCUGCGGAAGGUGGCCGACACUAAGUUCCUCUCUUAUGAGCGUGAGACUGGCACAUGGGUCUUUGAGGUGCCUCACUUCACCACCUACGGACUUGAUUAUGAUUCGGAUGAAGAAGGUGAGAACCUUGACCAAAGCACCCUUGGUGCAGGCCCUGAUGAUACUCGCACUCCUAAGGCCCAGGCCGAUCAUCCCGUAAGCUUUGAGCAGUCUGCGACAUUUUCGAUUGAUGAGUCCUUCGUUGGAUCAAUGAUUGGCGUUGAUGAUGACACUUUCGAUUUCAAGAAGCGCAAGAUUGUCCCCGGUUCUUUCGGCCAGACUAUGGAGGCGGAAGAUGAGGAGAUGGGUUCUGAGGGCGAGACCGAGUCUUUUUUAGAGGAAGGCUCCACGGGUUCAGCUACUGAGCAUGACGACGACGUCACCGAGAGCCAGCGAUCUGGCGACUCGGUAGUUGAAUCUGAUGAGGACGAGGAGAUGGACAUGGCGGGUUCCUUUCCUAACAUUCAUCACACCGUGGAGCGGGAAGACAGCCACAGCUUCGGCAGUGAUCUGGACACCACCCAGCCUAUCACAAGGCCUUUUGGCACCCCCGGCAAGCCUCGGCUUGAUCUCAGUGGUGAUUGGACUGAGCAACUGCAACGAACCAUCAGCCCUCGCAAGCAGAACCGUGACGCCCUGCGCGAGAUCCAGGCGAAUGCCUUUACCGACCGGCCUCUUCUGAACGAUGGCUCGCCUGAAGAAAAGUCGACGAGUUCUCUGAAGACGGGUUUUUCGACCAGUAUCGAUCUGAUGAAUUCUUUGUUCCAGCAGCCGCGGAAGCAGAAUGCCCCAUCUCCGUUGAAGGCUUCAAAAACGCAGCCCAAGGGCUUUGAGUGGCCCUACAACAAGCAACCCAAAACCUUCGCCGGGGACGAAACGAAGAUGGACGCAAAAGAUGUCGCUUUCCACGAUUCCUUCAAGCCUCGCUGGGGUCCCAUGGAUUCUCUCGUUUGCGCCAAAAGUGACAUGGAGCCUCUGCCAGAUGCUGACCAGCGCUGGCAAGAGCGUUUCUCGGUUUUCAGUGAGGCCAGAGAUAUCGCCGUGAUGGGCUAUAACCAGUUCAGCAACUCAAAGGAGAUGCUGGAUGUUCAAAAGCAGCAGUCCACCAUUCAACGUAUUGAUGGGAUUCCUAUGGCUUGGAUGUCCAAGAUCGACCUUCGCCAGUUUGCCUUUUCGCCAGUCAAGGAUGAAGAGCGGUUGGUGUGGCAGCUGACCAAUAUCCUUUUCAACGAUGACAUCGAGGAUGACAUUUCAGCUGGUGUGCCACUGCAAUUGCGGUCCAAGUUCGCGCAUCGCAUCAAGAAGGACCGGCUGACCCGACUUUGGGAAUCCAUUAUUCGUGAGCGACACGCUCAUUCCGUCGAUCUCAUUCGCUCGCCGGAGGAACGCGCCGUUCAACUUCUGUGCUCCCAUCGUGUUGACGAGGCAUGCAAAGCCUUGGUUGAAACUCAGGACCUCCACUUAGCCACUGUGGUUGCACAGAUUGGUCGUGAUGCCACCUCGCGGGCCGACAUGGCUAAUCAGAUCGACGUAUGGCGCCAGAACAAUGUGCUCUCAGAGAUGAGCGAGCCUGUUCGGGCUCUUUACGAACUGGUCGCGGGCAACAGUCUCCACAGUGAAGGCAAGUCUGGUGGGGCUCUCGAAGACAGAGCCUCCAGCUUCACCUUUACCGAGCGGUUCGAUCUGGAUUGGUUCCAGGCCUUUGGUCUCCGCCUCUGGUACGGCAUUACUGAAGAUGAGCCGAUUGAAGCCGCCGUGUCCAAGUUCCUCGCCGACAUGGCUACCGGCCUUGAGCCUGCUUUCCCCCAUCCUUCGCACGGUGCUAGCACUCGUGCGUCUGUCCAGCCCGGCUCAGACACUCUUGGCCGUGAGUCUCCAUUAUGGGUGCUGCUCAAGGCUUACUCGGCUGCGAAUGGCAGCAAGAGUGUCCGAUCCGUUGAGCUCCCUGCAGCUCUGCUCCCCGAGUCUGUCUCUGGCGACCGAUUGACCAACCGGCUAUCUUUCCAACUUCACCGCGUUCUCGCCACCAUUUUGGGACAUCACGAUGCGAUAAAGAUCGAUCAAUUUCAAACCGACCGUCUUACGUGGGACUAUGCAUCCGAGAUUAUUGCUGGCGAAGAGCUCGGCCCUGCGCUCUUUGUCCUUCUCCACCUUUCGCAGCAUGAAGAACGCAAACGUGCUGUGCAAGAGACCCUCUCUCGCUUCGGCGCCCUUCUUCCCGAUCCCGAGCCAUCUGGGGGCUCAGAGUCUGCCUGGCUGCACCUGACCACCGAGCUCCAACUCCCUGAGGCCUGGAUUUGGGUUGCUAAGGCCCUGCACGCCCGUGACAGUGGCGAAGCUACGCGGGAAGUGGAUUGUCUCAUCCGUGGCAAGCACUGGAACGACGCCCACUCUACCUUCUGUCGCGCUGUCGGUCCUACCGCAGUCAUCUCGCGCGACUACGUCACUCUCGAGCGCCUGGUCUCCGGCUUCGGCGAGAGCCCUGAGCGCAAGAUGCGCAACUGGGCUUCUGGUGGUGGCAUCUACGAGGACUUCCUGCGCCUGGCCACUGCAACCCGUGGUCGACGUGACCCGAUCCGUCUCAGCCGUCUGGUAAAUGCCCUCGUGAAGAUGGGCGACCACGUCCGCAACGGCAAGGGCAUGGAUGGGUUGGAGGAGCGUGUAGCCUUCAAGGAGAUGAGCCGGGCGGUUGCCGGCUGGAUUACACAUGAGGAUGUUCAGUCCGUUGAGUCCUCAGCAGUACUCGGUCUACCACUUACCGGUGAUGCUCGUGUCCUGCAAACCGUGGAGAUGGGCCGCAGAUAUUAUGGAGUUAUCAUGGCUGGCGGCUACUAAGAUGUGAUGGAAAGAUUAUUGAAAAUGUGAUUUCCGUGUUACGCAUU